This is a messenger RNA of Eimeria tenella, 1092 nucleotides long. Its product is annotated as kelch motif domain-containing protein, putative. The record is from RefSeq and is a predicted model, not a curated record. NCBI's taxonomy places the organism in Eukaryota, Apicomplexa, Conoidasida, Eucoccidiorida, Eimeriidae. Bases 1 to 1092 code for a protein of 363 amino acids. The transcript has 6 exons. Gene Ontology annotation, molecular function: protein binding.
AUGUGCGACCCUCUAAGGCACAGCGCCUGGAUAAACCUUCCGCCAAUGCUGCAGCAAAGACAGCAGCUUGCUGCUGUCGCUGUAGGGAAUAUGCUGGUGGCGCUGGGCGGCCGCGACAGCACCGGCAACAAAGGCCUCGUGCUGAAGACUUGCGAGCGUCUUUUGCUGCCUCUUUCUUCGGAAGCCCCUGCAGCAGCAGCAGCUGCUGCUGCUGCGGCCAGUGGAGGAGGAGGAAUUGCUGCAGAGGGAGCAGCAGCAACGCCGCCAAGUCCGGACACGGAUGCAGCAGCAGCAACAGCAGCAGCAGCCGCAGCAGACACUGCAGCAGCAGCCCGGUCCAGCACCUCCUCCCCGACCCCCUCCCCCGCAGCAGCAGCAGGGCCAGAGGCCUCUGAGGCAGCAGCAGCAGCAGCAGCAGCAGCAGGAAGCCUCAGGGAGACACCGCAGUGCAUGCGCCAGGGGGCCCCCGGGGGGCCCCCCAGUACCCCCCGCAGCAGCAGCCGCCCCUCUUUGAAGGGUUUAAUUGGGCCUUGGCUGCUGCUGCCUCCAAUGAAACAAGCAAGAUGCAGAUUUGCUGCUAUUCACUUCAGGGGGAAGUUGUUCUGCGUUGGCGGUUUGGGGGGCGUGAAAGCGGUAACCUCAGUGGAGGUUUUUGACGUGGCGAACAACGUUUGGAUUGAGGGGCCGCCCUUGAACGUGCCCCGCAUAGAUGCUUCGCUGCUGCUGUGGGGUGCUGCUGCUGCUGCUGCUGGGGGCCCCCUGCUGCUGGCUGUGGGGGGCCGCAGCGCCGUAGAAGAGACCCAGGGGGCCCCCCUGAGGUCUGCUGAGGCUCUGGACUUGGCAGCUUUUUUCGAAUCUUCUUUUGGCGAAAAGCUGCAGCCGCUGCAGCAGCAGCAGCAGCAGCAGCAGGGAGAAGGCCCGCAGGACAGCUACGGGCAGCCGCAGCAGCAGCAACAGCAGCAGCAGCAGGAGGCGCAACACGGUCCGCUGCCCCUGCACCAGAAGCAACAGACAACAGACGAGCAGCACAACCAGAAGCAGCAGCAGCAGCAGCAGCAGCAGCAGCAGCAGGUGCUGAGGAGUCGGGGCUAG